AUGAGACUCAUCAAUGUACAUACAUUAGAACUGAAGACAUUCGGCCACUCAGAUAUUCCACUAUAUGCGGCACUUUCCCAUCGCUGGAGUGGGAACGAAAUCGAAUACGGAGACUUCAUCAACCCCGAGUCACGCAAUGGCACAGGCUUUGAGAAGAUUCGAAACGCCUGCCGCGAACGCAAUUUCACGGAGUAUACGGAAGCGAUUAAUUCCAUGUGGAACUGGUACAGACGAGCCGCUUUUUGCAUAGUCUAUCUGGCCGACGUCAAACACUUUGAACACCGGUCUGACUCUCUAGCUGCGCUGAGACAAAGUGAAUGGUUUGAACGAGGAUGGACAUUGCAGGAGCUACUGGCGCCCCGAACCCUGUUCUUCUAUUCGAACGAGUGGCAGCAGAUCGGCUCCAGCGGAGAAAGCGACUUGAUGGAUACUAUCGCUCGUGCUUCUAGGAUUCCUUCACGAUACCUGGGCAAUCGCAAAAAGAAAAUCACGGACGUUUCGGUGGCUCAACGUAUGAGCUGGGCAGCCCAAAGAACGACAACCAGACCAGAGGAUCUGGCCUAUUGUCUGAUUGGAAUUUUUGACGUCAAUACGACCACAAUGUACGGCGAAGGAUUCGGAAAGGCGUUCCAGCGUUCGCAGAGAAUGAUUCUGGACCGUUGCGAUGACGAAUCCAUAUUCGCUUUUACACCACGCAAGGGGCAAGAUGGUGUCUUGGCGACCAGUCCGAGAGAGUUUGCUGGAUGUGGCAAUAUCAUCAAAUGCACAAGAGAUCGAGAUCAAAUAUGA
Zasmidium cellare ATCC 36951 is the source of this 789-nucleotide messenger RNA. RefSeq lists its product as uncharacterized. The record is from RefSeq and is a predicted model, not a curated record. The coding region runs from base 1 to 789 and encodes 262 amino acids. Lineage: Eukaryota; Fungi; Ascomycota; Dothideomycetes; Mycosphaerellales; Mycosphaerellaceae. The transcript is spliced from 3 exons.